Messenger RNA from Scatophagus argus, 13247 nucleotides. RefSeq names its product RELT like 2 (gene rell2). The record is from RefSeq and is a predicted model, not a curated record. Gene Ontology annotation, biological process: positive regulation of p38MAPK cascade; positive regulation of cell-substrate adhesion. Lineage: Eukaryota; Metazoa; Chordata; Actinopteri; Scatophagidae. The coding region runs from base 6025 to 8367 and encodes 780 amino acids. The transcript has 7 exons.
CUUGUCAACGCGCAGACCAAAUUUAAGAACAGGAAUAAAAUGGAAGGAUGCAGUGACCCGGUUUCACCACAUAGCGGCGACAGAUUCAAACUAAAGCUUUUCAGUAGAUCCUCUGAUAGCGCUGUUAUCUAAUGUUAUGAUUUGUUGUUUCAAAUAGGCUGAGUGUCCCCAGUGUACCAAUGAAAUGAUUGCGUAAAUCUCUGGUCCCAUUAUUAAUAUGCUAAUAAUUAACGAUACGUCAACAUUAAAACCUCAAGGGAUAGUUUUGGAGUGAGGACAUCUGGCCCCUGGAUAGUUCAGUCUUCAAUGAGGCUCUCAGGCUCAGUUUAUUCGAUCAACAGAACAUGUAUUUUUCUUUUACCUCUGUUUUAUACUAUCAUUUAUUUAGAAAUAAUAUAGGUUAUUAGGAUAUAAGCUGCAUGGCAAAAUUGGGUGUGCGCUACUCGGAUGGGUGGAGGGUGACACCUCUUCAUGAAACUGAUAACGCACAGCAUAUUUCUCUCAGCGUGAGGCUCGGCUGACUCUCUGGAGUAACCAAGGUUAAAGUCAAACUUGCAGCAGGAGCAGCCUCACCGAUUCACACCGAUGCCUCAAAGCUCCCAGUCAUUCUGCUCUCCUCAGCAGACACUCGCAUCCUUCCGCUCCGGUCAGAGGACACGCUGCAGCCAUGGGACAUCAUCUUACCAGCGGGGAGACUGCAGAGGAUCGGUCUGUGUCCCUGCCUGACUGAAGGUGAGUGUCCCGCCUGGAUGUCUCUGUUUAAUGGCGCGUCCGGACCUGUGGGCUUAAUCAAGGCCACUGAUUCAUGAACUGUUUAACCUUGAGGAUGCAGUUAAGGUCUCACUGUGUGCUCAGUGAAAGCACCGCAUCCAUUUGGGUGAUCGCGAUGUGUCUACGGAGAUGAAGGUGAUGGUGGUCAACACGGUGAUAUUCACACAGAGGGAGGAGGAUGAUGGAGGGUCCUGUAUGUGAUGGUGUAGUAGCCUGCAGACCUGAGACACACCGCCCUGUAUCUUGCACGCCAAAACUUAAAUGUUUUGGGACUUGUCGGUAGGUAGCUGCACGUACAGACAUCAAACAUGACUUUACAAUAGGUAUUUCAGGAUUGUGUGGAGUCGACUGCUAAAUUCGGCGUCAUUUAUCCUCCUCUAAAGUUUCAAAAUGUUUCGCAUGCUAUCUUAACAACUCGCCAGGCCAGCUGCAAGAUACUUUAAAUCUGGAAAAUGUGAUUAAUGGGUUUAGUGUGAGCAGAAUUUGAAUGGAUUCACACGCUGUAGAGUGGAACGUUUUCAAAUGACGUUUGUUGUGAGUGAUUCAAGGCUGUAGGAAAAGUGAUGAUUGCUCUUCACGUUUAGAGAGCGCAGUUUUACAUGUUUUCCUACGUAAUGUAGUAGUAAUCUAGCUAGUCCUCCGUGGAUUUGCGUUUAACACUUUAUUAACUUGCAAAUCUUUUUAAAACACCCACAAAAGGCCGGGUGCCAAAAGACUUAAAAAUAAAAAUACUAAUCUUGUGUCACAAAACCCACUCCGACGUCACAAACUGUGUGGCUCCCCCUGGUCCCAUCGGCUAUGUCCCAUUUAUCUAACCUAUGUGUGACUAAUUACCACCUAUGCCCACAGGUGUGCAGGUAAUCUAUAGCAACCACAGAGCCUCACCAGCCACACACCUACGUUCAUACACACAAACAUGCACAAAUCUAAAUUGGCUGUAACACGUCUGAUAGGACAUGGACAUAUGAUAUAGUCUACUCUCCAGUAUAUACACAGGAUAUAAAAGGUCUACACAUCUCUGUUUAGAUGGCAAGUUUUGUGAUGCAAAAAAUAAAUAAAUAAAUAAAAAUAUAUAUCAGACUGAGACUGAUCACUUCAGAACUUUUCCCACCUUUUAGCGUAACAUGUAAGUAGUGCAAUUCAAUUGAAAAAUGAGCUAAAAUCUGUUAGGGUGAAAAGAAAAAAUAUAUAUAAUAACAUGAUAAGUUAAGUUAUUAUGAGGUAUCAUAAGGUAUCAGCAUGGCACACCUCACUUUGGGAAUUUUUGUUCACUCUUCCUUGCAUUCCAAAUCUGUCAGAUUGCGAGGGCAUUUUCUGUUCACAGACCUCUUUGGGUCAGCCCAGCCACAAAUUUUCGGUUGGAUUCGGGUCCAGGUUCUGGCUGGGCCUAAACUUUAAUCCUCUUCUGCUGAGGUUAUUCUUUUGUUGAUUUGAAGGUAUGCUUUGGGUCGUUGUAUUGCUGAGAGGUGAAAUUCCUCUUUGUCUUCAGCUCUUUGGCAGAGCCCUGAGGGUUUUGUGCUGACAUUUGUUCAUAAUUCAAAAAUAAUUCAAAAAACAAAGCCCCGGUUCCUGCCGAAGAAAACCAGCCCCGAAGCAUAAUGCUGCCACCACCAGGCCUCGCUGUGGGUAUGGUAUUCUUUUGGUGAUGCUCAAUGCUGGUUUUGCACCAAACAUAUUUUUGGAAUUAUGGUCAAAAGGUUCAGCCUUGGUCCAAUCAGACCAUAACAUACUUUUCCAUGCCAUUUCCCACAUGCUUUUGUCAGACUUGAUGUAGCGUUUUGGUUGUUUUUCUUCUUUUCAGGGUUUUCUGAUGUAAUAACUGAGCCUAAACAUAACCACACACACACACGCACACACACACACACACAUCCCCAUCCCUCCUUCACCGUGUCUCUCCUUCAUUUUUUAUGAAGCUAUAUGUUGAGCAACGCAAACCUGAAAGCACUGAACACGCACAUUCACGUCACUGGGAGGCAAAUCCGUUGAGGUCAUGAUGAUGCUGAGUCAUCUCUCUGCCUCUGUAAGCUGCGAGUGAGUGUGAGGGCGAGACAGACUGUGUGGGUUGACUUACAUCAACUAAAUUCCUCACAGCAUCAGAACUAUUGUUUCUCUGUGCAUCUCUAAAUUUAUUCUGUUAAAUCCGGGGACAUAAUAUUGGCCGGCAAUUCUGUCUGUCUGAUGAGCAUGUUGCUUUAGGUGCAAGUGCAAUAUGUUCUGAGGCAGGAGUUUGGAAAGUUGUCAUGGUAACAAUCAUUUUUCAUCAAGAAAGAAGAAAGAAGAAGAAAGAAGAAAGAAGAAAGAAAAAGAAGACAAGUCAAGACAAGUCUAAUAGCAGAAAAAUGUGCGUACUCGGUCACUGCUUGAAUUUGAUUGGCCAUCCCGGUGCCAUGAUGGAUGAUGCUGGGAUGUGUUGUGGCAAAGGUUCGGUCAGAUGUCGACUCUGCUUUUGCCACAUCUGCUGCAUCAGCCGAGUGGGUCCGUUCAAGAGGACGAUGACUUUGUUUUGUCACGCAGUGCUGCUGUCAGUGUUAAGUUGACCUAAGACAUUUAGUGACUCACACCUGAUGCAUUAUCAGCCUGGUAAUGAUAAAAUUUACUUCAAGUAUAUGCUCAAAUGAACAAACGAGCUAAUAUUUGAUUGGUAAAGGGAAGGCCUUGUUUUUAUGAAAUAUAUGUGGUUUGGUUUUACUUGUUAAAUAUUUUUCUAGUUCUGACAAUAUGUCAUUACUGGCAGUUUUUGUUGGAGUCAUAGCAGCCCUGUGCUGGCAAUGCCAGUUCAGGACCUGGACCUGGACCUGUACUUGGACUGAUGCUGGGGUGCCGUUCAAACUGGGUUUGGCACAAGUCUGGCAACUGCGCUUAGUCUGAGUUAUUUCUUCUGCCUGGCAGAUUUGGGCCAUUAUGGGUCCAGACAUCUGACCCUAAUGCUGUUUUCUCUGCAUUAGAACAGGUUAUUUUUGGCUAUUUAGCACAUACCAGUAGGCUCCUUUCAUUAUAUUAACUGUCUGCGUUGGUUAACCCUGUACAAACCAAGUUUAAACCAGUGAAGUUACUGGCUAAUGUCUGUUUACGUUUGCUACUAAAAUUUUUAUCACGGAAAGUAGUUUUACUCAAUACUUAAAUUAAAACUAAAUACCACCAAACCUGUGAUUUAUUGGACUCUUGUUGAGUAAACAGGAGAGAGAAACUUAGCUGUACAAUCUAAAAGGUUAUUAUGCUUUGUUUGUAUUUGUGUGCUACUUUUAAACUGAGAGCAGCUGUGUGGGUAUGAGACUGGCCUUCUUGCUCUCUUUAACAAAAACAGGAAAUGGUUUUACUAUGGCUGACAUGAAUGCACAAUGUGUUUUACAAUCUUAAAAACUAUGAGCAUUAAUAUUACAUACUGUGGACAGUGGGUGGAUUUGAGUCCCCUGAGAUGAAAACCACAAGCAGUGGCACAUCCACAUGAAGUCCACGUGAAGGAGAAGGUGGCCGUGAGCCUCGUGAGCAAGGUUAAAACAAUAUAGUUAAGAAUCAGCAAAUGUUUUGGUCGUGCUUAGAUAAAAAGAUGAAAACUGUCCGUAAACAAACAGUUGGGACUUAAAGGUCAAUAUGUGGUCACCCUUGGGAACUUUCCUCUGUACUUGUUUAUUUUGAACUGCAUUUUAAAACAUGCUCAUUUCACAUAUUUUCAGAGAAGUUAAGUAAAGUCUUUUCCAUAAAAGAAAUAUAUCUAACACAGGUAUAUGUGAAAUUAGAUAAACAAAACAGAUAAACCAGGAGUGUUUUGACUGACUCUGUUGUUAUUCCUCUCAUAUUUUCUUUUACUCCCUGAGGAGUUCAGUCAAACAUUAAAUAACCUUACAUGAGAAGGGGAGUGAGGGGGUGGCACACAGACACCCCCUCAGGGUUACGGUCGCUGAGAGAGGAACGAGAAUUUUCCAACUACACAGGUCAUGUGUAUGUUUGAACACAACACACAGGAAAUGGGAUUUUACUCACUAUGGUAUGAAACAGUUAAUGCUGACUGCAUGAAUCACUGCUGUAGCUUCCCCAAGUCUGAUGACUAGCAAUGAUUACAAUACCAACUGAAUUUAAAUAAUCAGCAAGUGGCAGUGCAUGCACACCCUCUCCCACACACAAACAAACUUCAUGAAGCAGUUGUUCUCAUUAUUGUAUUUAGAUUGUUAAUAGAUGUGCUGUUUCCAGUGGCUGAAAGCUGCAAUAUUUUAUUUUUGACCCUUUGGGAGCAGCGAUCACUCAUCUGGAGUGGUGGUCGUGUCCCCCUGAUGAAUAUCCACCACUCAGUCCCUUUUAGCUUUGUCUUCAGCCUCCCACGGAGCUCUUUAGCUGCUAAAUGCUCCACUUUGUCGGUCUGCUGUUCUCUUCUGCCACUGAUGCUGGUGAUGAGGCUUAGGAUGUGUACAGGAUGUGACCUGCUCUGUCUUUUUGGACCUUUGUUUUUGAACUCACAAAGAUGCUGCUGUAGAAAUAAGCCCUUUUGAAGAGAAUUAGUGGCGAGUGUGUAAUGAUAUGUACUAUCUAUACUUAACCACCCUAGAAACGCUUCACAGGGAACGAGUACUGAUAAUUGUGUGUGUGUGUGUGUGUGUGUGCGUGCGUGCACAUGCGUGUGUUUAUGUGGGUUAUGGUCGCUGAUAAGCCAGCGGGAAGGCAAACCCUGAUAAGUGCUAUUUGUUUACUCUGCGUGAGGACAGUGUGUGUGCGCAUGUGUUUAUUUACUGUUUGCACAUUCACAAUUACCUGUUUUGUGGAACAGAGUUUACACUUAAUACAUAUAUAUAUCAGUACGGAGUGUACUGUGUAGGCCUACAGUAAAGCGGAGAAUGUAUUACGGAUUUGCGUUGAUGUUUGCAUCUGUUUUUUCACUGUUACACAAAUGACAAUGAGGUUCCCUCGUGUUAUCUUUUGCUCUUUUCCUUUUCACACACUGUGUUUGUGCCUCCUUAUUUCUCUGCAGAUAAACCGAAAAGGUGUGGCUUGGGGGAACCUAUAGUGUAUAGGAGGCGCACACGCCGUCCACUGCUUUUAGCUUUAUAUCCAACAUAUGCAUUUUUAAAUUGUGUAAGCAAAGAUCAGCAGCUGUAUUCUGUUUUCUUGCUGGGCAGACAUGAACAUGCUGGCUUUCACAUAUUUGGAUGUGUCCACUGUUGACAGACAUAAAAAUGACUAAGUCUUGAUGUUGACAACUCUGCAAGAAAGCUUGAAGAUGAUUUGAAUCAACCAGACCAGAAAGCCUGUUGAAUCUACGUUAUGACUGAAUUAGAAGCCUCUGGGGUGGGGGAACAUCCCCCGCCCUACAUGAUUUUUGUGGUGGUCUUCCUGUUCUUCCUCACCGGACUGCUAGGCUUCCUCAUCUGUCACCUGCUGAAGAAGAAGGGCUACCGCUGCCGCACUGGAGACUUGGAUGAUGAAGAGGAGGAGGAGGAGGAGAAGCUUGAAGGAAAUGCAGAUGAGGAUGAGGAGAACCAGGAUACAGUGGAGCAGAUCCUUAAAUGCAUCAUUGAAAAUGAAGCUAACAUGGAAGCCUUCAACGAGAUGUUGGGAAACCACAAUGUCUGUGUGCGCCAUGACCCCAGGUUGCGCAAGGAGUCUAUUGGUGGUAUUCCUCCCCAUCACCACACGGUCCACUCAGGCACCGACCACAACUCCUGCCACCUCUGUGCUCAGGUGCGGUCGAAAAAGGGCAGACGACAAAGCCGAACCCCCCGCUCCAAGCAGCGACCUGGAGAGCAGACUGUCUUCUCUGUUGGAAGGUUCCGGGUGACACAUCAUGACAAGAAGCUCCAUGGAGCUCCUAAUGCAUUGGUGAGUUCUGGAGACCAGCUGGACCAAUCCCAGGAGAGCGAUGAACGGAAAGAGGGCGGUUACAAUCUCAGAAGUUUGUUCAAGGAUGUUCGACCACCCUCAGAGAGCAUCAAUGGGGUUACUCCAAGUGCGGGGAAACGCCGAAAGAGUGUAACCAUAUUCGGGCUGAGGCGGGGCAGCGACCCUGCUGGCAUUAAAGUAAGCGAGGGGACAGGUAGAGAGAUCGCCGGUGUUAGAUUCGUUAUUCAGCAGCAACCCGUAGUGCUGGAGGAGCUGCUGCAAACAGAGAAGAAAGAAGUCGUCCCUGAAUGUGAUACUAAGCCUGGUAUCAAACCAGAAACCGAGCCAUCAAAGAAUCAGGCACCUGCUUCACCUCAACCUGAGGCUAAAACUUUAACUUCUCCUUCUUCCCAAAGUAAGAAUCAGGCCGAUGACUCUAUCUCUGCAAAUGAAAGUGGCUCUAAACACGUGCCUAGUCCUGAACCUUGUGCAAACCCUAUGAUCAAACCUUCCAUUGGGGGUACAGUAACUUCUGCCCCAAGGUCUUUGUCCAUCCCAUCUCCUGCUCCAUCUAGACCGGCUUUUAAGACAAUAGAGAAAGGAGGAGAUCUGGAUAUUAAUAUUUUAAAAAAUAAAGAGGCAUAUGAUCCUGGUCCGCUACAAACCUCUACACCCAUUGCCCCCAUACCUGGAUCUAUUUUAGGCUUUACUCCUCUCGUUCCUACUGGUAAGCCUGAACUUCCUUCUAGCACAGCUUUUCCAGUUACCCAAACACCGCCUGACCCAAGCUCGAGCCCAGAUCUGGAACCAGGUUUUGGCGAGAGUCUUGCUUUGAUAAGCUUAGGUUCAUCCCCUCCAUCAUCAUUGCCAAUCAAGACCCCAUCUCCAGUCUCUUCCUUAAAAAUUCCUGCCUCACCCACGACGAUCACACCAAGCCCCAAACUAAGUUCAAGGAAUAUGCCAUCAGAGGCUACAAAAACUACUUUUUCACCUGCCCUUACUCCAAGCCCCAAAUUUCAGUCAGGCCAAGUGGUGUCUGCUGGCUCCAAACUCGACAUGAUGCUAGUAUCACCACAAACCCUCUCUUCUUCUCCAGCUGAACUCUCCAUUGGAAGUUCACCUCACCUGACUUUGAAGUCAGAGAGUAUGAUGUCUGUAACUUCUAUGACCAAAGGGAAUAAGGUUUCAAGUCCAUUCUCUAUGAAGGAACAUGAGCUAGAAGGAACCAGAAUGCAAAAACAAGAAGAAAAGACAGAAAUAAAGAAAGUUGGAAUUCUCAAAACAGCUAAACUCUUACCAGAUGAGGGAGAUAAAGCUUCUAAAGCUUCUUCCCUUUCCUCCCCCACUAAUCAGUUUUCUAAAGACAGACUGAGUAGUUCAACUCUGCCCCCCCUCAGUCCACUGUCCCCAUCCUCACCUGUAGGGAGCAGAGUAAGUAAUGUGACCAUUGUCAAAGCCAGCCCUGACAGCAAGCGAGAGUUUUCUGUUGUCACGAUGAUGGAGGAGGAAAAACCUUCUUUCUCAAUGAAAGACCAGAAAGGAGAGACUUCUGAACUUGGAGCUGAAUCAGAAAUCAGUUUAGCAGUUGGUCAAGGAGGAAAAGUUUCUGUUUCAGGUGUUGGACAAUCUGAAAGUCAACAUGGAGAGACUUCUGGAACAGAUGCUAGGUCAAAGGUGAGCCAAGAAAAGGAUGAUAUGGUAGAGAUGGAAGACAUUAGGGACUGCAAAGUGACACAGGUGGAAGAAACAGAAAAGGCAGAGGAGUUGGAGGAGAAGGGAAACAUUUAGUUGAAACACAACCUAGAGUUCAAACUGUCUGAAAAUCCAAAGAAAGAAGUGAAGAGAGAAGGAAAUGUAGUGAUAAUGAUAUUAAGACCUUUUGAACAUGCCUUUGAUCAUUUAACAAAACCAAAUCUGGUUAAUUGACUAGCAGGGUGAAAAAUCAUCAGAUACUCUUCUGCUGCUAGAAAGGAUGAUACAAUGCAUGUUUUAGCCCUUUCACCACAAAUCAUAUGUAUGUAACACAACGGCUAAUCAGUUUGCAUGUCAUUCUUUCGUGUUUUAGAUUUUUGAAUGUUUUUUCCAACUUCCAAGCCAUUGGCUUCCGUUAUAUUAUACUAUUUGGGUUGUUUAUGGAGGAUAGAAUAAGCAAUUCAGGGUUUCAUUUCAUUAAUUGUUUUGUAUGUGACUGAUUUUUCAAUCAACGUAAACUGAUCAGCCAGGUGAUCAGUUUACGUUAUCUACUUGACUUACUAAUACACUGAUUACACUUUAGUCUUUAAUCAGAGGUGUGUGUGAUUAAUUUAUUGAUUUCACAUGAUUAUUUAUUGAUGUAUAAAGGUACUAAGGGCUGGCAACACUCUUGUCAACUGAUCUGCUUGAUUGUGAAUCAAAAUUAACAGCACAAUCACCAAUCACUGGGCAAUCAACAAGUGUUAAUUUUGUGAAUUUGCAGCAACUUCUUGUUGUUGUUUUUGGUUUGACCCUAUGCUAUAAUUUAGUUUCUUUUGGCAAGUACAGUAUGUUGCUGGGUUAAAACAGCCUUCAAAUCCCGCUCCUUGCUUGGCCAUUUCCUCACUGUGCUUCAGUUUUUAGCACAGUGAAGAGCUUCACAUUUAGAGUAUAAUAUAAGUAAUAAGGACAUGAUCCAUCACUGGCUUCCCACCAUACUAACACUAACACCAUGCAGGAGUCACUGAUGUAACCAUAUAGAGUACUCAUAACGUGUUAUUUGUAUACUACAUAUAGUUUUUAUACCAGUGUAUUCAGGUACUUCCAGUGGUAAAUAUACCACAUGUGGUGUAUACCAGUUCCUUCAGUCCCAGACUAUGUUGUUUUAGUCUUUCAGAAAUGUGAUAUUAAAGCUCAAGUUUGGGACUUUUUAAAUCUUAAAUCUGUAGCGAUUUUCCCACGCUGGUGAUACUGAUUGUUUAAUAUCACAUAGAGCUGAAGGGAGGAGCAACUAGGAGGUGGAGCCUACAGCAUCAUAAGGAUGUUGUUUGUGUAAUUACUCUCCAUGCCACAAGAGGGAAAAGAAAAGUUCUGCACUGCAGGUAUAAAACACUUACAUAUUUCCAAGCAUUUUAUUCACAAUAUAUUUUUCUGCUCGUGCAAUAAAUUGAACGCUUAAAUGGAGUGCAAAAUGACAAAUCACAAAUAUAAUAACAAGUACAACCUUGUGGGAGUGUUUGAAAUAAACUCUCAGACUACAAGAAAAGCUGUGAAACUUGGAGACUUGUAUGUUUGUAUUUUGAAGAACAUAUACAUAUCUAUUACCAUCUAUCUAUACAUAUGUAUGCGCAUGUACACACAUGUACACACACAUAGAUUUAUAUGUUUGUAUGUAUGUGCGUAUACAUUAGGACUGUUAAAAUAACACCUUGAUUUCAAUUAAUUAAUCACGAAAAAAAUUAAAACAAAAUUAAUGUUGACCUUUUACCCGUUUUGGCCACAGUGGCCUUGUAACAUGACAUUUAAAAACCACACAGACUGAACUGUUGACAAGAGCAUCGUUCUCUGCAAUUUCUGCAGUAAGGAAUUUUUGUACCAUCGGAGCACUUCAAGCCUGAAAUAUCACCUUAUCUCAAACCCGUAGGCCCGAGCCAUCCCAGCCCCUGAUGCUAGUGCUAGCAGCCAACCUCAUCAAGCCACACACAAAAUUGACGUAUGCAAUUAAUUUGAUUAAUUAAUGAUUGAUUAAUUUUAAUUUUGUUUGACAGCACUAGUGUGUGUGUGUGUGUGUGUGCGUUUGUGUAAAUAGACAGAUGUAGAUAUAUAUUAUGCACCAUGUGUCCAUACUCCCAAAAAUAUAGAACUACUUACUGCAUCAACAAAGCCAUCAUAUAUAUUUUGCUAUAGCAAUCUAAAAACGUGAUCUGGAGCACAUAUGGUGUUAAAUUCUAUGUAUUUUGACAGAAUCUUAAGAAAAACUUUUUGAAAAAAAAAAUGCAACAAAUUAAUUGAUAGUUGGGGGGGAUCUUAAGACAGAUAAAACGAAUUUCACAAAAUUUGGUUUCACAAGACUUAAGUUUUGUUUAAAGCCUGUACGACUGCCUGCCUCCUCAUGCAGAUGAUAAAAUGGUGAAUAGUGUAAAUUACCAAAAGAAGGAAAUUUUCUUUAAAUAUAAGAAAACAAACUUGCUGCAAAGCUACUGGAAGCUAAGUUAUUAUUUUUUAAAUAACCACUUGAAUCUUUAUUUCUUCUCUAGAAGAAGAAGAAGACCUUUUUUCACACAAAUAGUGAAGAGGAAUGAAAUUUCUUUAACAGAUAAAGUUAAGCGGCAAGUGAUAAAAUAUGUACGCGAUUUAUAGAGUUUAUAUAAACACAGUCUGUAAGUAUUUUAUGUCUGUAGGGAGUGUGGGUGACAUUAAACUGUGGAAGGAAAUAAGCAUUAGUUAAGAUUUCUAUUUGCUGGCACUCAGCCCGGUCUAUAUUUGAGCUCGUGGCCCUGGAGACUCGUUCUGGUAGAACAGAGGGAGAUUACCAGACACAGUUCAAAAGUUUGCAGGUCAGAGGUCAGCAUCAUUUCCUGGUCUUCAUGGGAAACCAACCAUGAGGCCUGCAGUCUGCGGGUCCAUUUUUCCUCUCACUCGUGUCUUUAUUUUGCCCCCAAAUUUUCAUUUCAAGCAUCUUCUGUUUGGCUUCAUGGCUUGCCAGCUCAGUGAAGUCUAACACCCUGUUCAGCUGGAAAUACAGUAACUUUAUCCAGACCUUAACAGUAUAUUUAGAUAUCUACAUGAUCUUGUAAUGUGGUCGUGAUGGACUGUGUGUCACCCUCUGCUGGUCAACACACACAUCACACCUUCACAUGUUACUCUGUAUUUCCAUCGCCUGCCUUCAUCAUUCCAAUGAUUAUGCUCCUAAACUUCUGUUUUGUCCUCAAAAUUCUGUCAACUACAAGCUGUUACUUUGCAGUACAAUAUAUGCUCUUGAAAGGUUAUGCAUAAUAAUCUUGUAAAUUACAAGAUUAAUGCUAACAUAAGUAUGUCUUAAGAAGACCAUGAUUUUUUGUUUCUUUUGCACUUAUGUAUCACAGCUAAAGCCAUUUUGCAACUAUUAACUAAACAAUUAACUAAAUUUAUGUACAUAGCACUGCAAAUAUCAAAUCAUGUGUAUGUUAAAAGAUAUAUCAUGUUUUAAAGGGGUACCUAUCAAUAGCCAUGUUAUUCAGGACAGAUUAAUCUGAAGCUCUGUGCAUCUGUAUUUUCUUCCUUCCAAUAACAGCAGUUUCCUGCAUGAAAUUUAUCGACAGUCUCCAUAAUGAUUUUAACAACUGAGGUCAAAGGCCUUCACCAAAACAUGAAACAACAAUCCAGAUCAAGUAAUAAGGUUGCAAAGUAGGGUGUGCUCAGAGCCGUCCAUAAGAAGGGAAAAGAGGGAGGCAAUAAUCGUGUUCGUCCUACACAUAAAUAGUGAUAACCAAAUUAUUUUUUGAGCCAAAAAUACUAAUAAUACCAAAUAUUACCAAAAUACUAUUUUGUUUAUUCUUGCUAUAGUAAAAUGUAGCCUGUUUCAUUAAAAAAAAACAAAGAGAAGCUACUAAACUACAACAACUAACUACUAGCUUGUCAAAGUGAAUGUCCUUGCUAAGCUGGGAAGUGCACAUAAAACUGUGAGGGCUGUAGACCCGAACUUGACUCAGCUCAGAGAGCUGCUCCUAUGCCACAGGAGAAUGAUAGCCAGGAGAUAACAUUACUACCAAAAGCUAGUUAGUGUCAGAGAAGGAGCCAUCACCUGUGAGGAAAAGGAUGAUUUCCAUAAUAAUGUUCAUGUGUUCCUGUGUUUAUGGAGGAUUGACUCUUAUGAGGAAAGAUUAAAGAGUAAAGUAGAUUAUAUGAAACAGUUUUUUUUUUCAUAUCUAGAAAUACACUAUAUAGACAAUAGUAUCCGGACAUACCUCUUUAUGGGGCUGCUGUUCAGGGUUUGGGCUCGGCUCCUUAUUGAUGUCAUUAAAGUCUCUGCUGGUGUAAUGGUCAGCUGUCCCAAUACUUUUGUCUAUAUGAUGACUAAUGAAAAGUCAGGAUCUGAAUGUUAUUGACAAUAUUUCAGAACUGUCUACAUCUGUUUAUAUGAAGUCUUAAGUAGGGCAACUAUCUCUUAACAGCUGAGUCACAACCAUCCCGAGGAUUUACACACCAGCAGCAGUAUGACUGUAUAAAUAUUGUACAGGUCCAGUGUGUUGUUUUCCUCACCAUUUAGUUGUCUGUGCCCUCAUUUCUGCCUUUGGUUGACACAUAACAGCAAUAACACAGAGAUCUGUAGUCCAUGAAAAUCCUUUUUUUUGUGCGUGUGUGCUUUUGACAGUGAUAUCAAUAAUAAAUACAUUUUAAUCAGCUUGCACCUUGUUGUUGACCUGUUGCUGAUAAUUUAUUACAAAUGUUAAAUAUCUGCGGUGAUACGACAAACAUCAAGCAUUACACAGAUCAGCAUCUGUCGAACUAUGUGUAUCGAAGCACCACUGAAAACUACAGAAUUUAUUCAUCAGUAAUAAGCCUUUAAACUGUUUAUUCUCCACAAUCACUAUAAAUCCUCAGAGCUGAUCAAACAGUGUGAUCAAAGCUUGGAAUACACGUACAGCAUAAUACACAUGAUGAGACUUGUAUAUUCCCAGAUGUAUCAUUAUUUACUCUAAUUAAAUAAAACACUAUAAGUGUGCUUUUCAAACCUG